Messenger RNA from Penicillium manginii, 648 nucleotides. RefSeq lists its product as uncharacterized. The record is from RefSeq and is a predicted model, not a curated record. Bases 1 to 648 code for a protein of 215 amino acids. The transcript has a single exon. NCBI's taxonomy places the organism in Eukaryota, Fungi, Ascomycota, Eurotiomycetes, Eurotiales, Aspergillaceae.
AUGCUGUCCAACGUAAGUCUAAAUACUUUUUGCGAGUUAAAUACCCCACCAUGCCGCAUCGAAGCUCAAGCGCCCGAAAUCUUCAGACUCGACGGCCACACAUAUCAGACCCGACCGUCAGAAUCAUCAACCGCCUCUGAAAUGAUAGACUGCAUAUGGAGCGCAGGUCCCGAUGUUGCCACCGUAUUCGCAUACACCUGGACCGAAAACGAUACCACAUUGAGCUCAAGCACCACGUUGAGCAGCAGCGAGCACGUCAACGCAUACGGCGUCUAUAUCGCAUGGCAGUCGACUGAUUUCGGCACACCUGCAACGAAUACCGCAACCACUACCAGCGCAGCUGCUACAUCCUCAGAUACCUCCACAGACUCGUCAGGCUCGUCGGGCUCGUCAGGACUCUCAACGGGAGCCAAAGCAGGCAUUGGCAUCGGAGUAGCAGCGGGAGCAAUUGCAGUGAUAGGACUCCUAGCGUUCUUCUUGAUCCGACGACGACGGCCCAAAAACCAAGUCCCCCCGCCAAUCGAGAUGUCAACAGAAUCACAAUCUACACCACAACGAUACGUCGGGUUGCCUGCAGAGAGAGGGAUGGCGGAAUUGGACUCCAAUAGCCCGGGAAAAUAUGAGUUGGACUCCGAUAACCUGAGAUAA